Molecule: messenger RNA, 1678 nt
Organism: Amphibalanus amphitrite
Lineage: Eukaryota; Metazoa; Arthropoda; Thecostraca; Balanomorpha; Balanidae
Product: bone morphogenetic protein 2-like
Exons: 4
Coding region: 20-1096 (358 amino acids)
Biological process (GO): SMAD protein signal transduction
Cellular component (GO): extracellular region
Molecular function (GO): cytokine activity; growth factor activity
Source: RefSeq, a predicted model, not a curated record
GGCGACGACUCGAGCAGCGAUGGACGCGUCUCGCACGGUGGUGAUGUGGCGGCUCGUGCUGUCAGCGUGCUGGGUGACAGGAGCUCUCACAGCGCCUCCUCGGCACACAGCACACCCGGCCUCGGCAGACGUUAGAAGACUGGCACAGGCUCUGGGCUUCCCUGAAGAGGUCGAGUUCAGCCACCGGCGGCCGCCGCCGCCUCCGGCGCUCAUGGUUGACCUUUAUAACAGCGUGGCCGACGGCCGAGGACGGUGGAGGGGGCCGACGCCCUAUGACGCCAACGUGGUGCGCAGUCUCAGAGAGGCAGAGCCCAUCUCGGCCGACUUUCUGCAGUUCGACGUGGCGCCGUUUCCGGCGGAGGAUCUCCUGGAGGCCGAGCUGCACGUGUACGUGUCGCACGUGUCACACGCGGCGCCCGUGCGCCGUGUGCGUGUGUCGGCGGGUGGCGGCCGGACGCUGGACACGGCGCUGCUUCCCGGCGCCGCCGGCUGGGCCGUGCUGCGAGUGCGGCCGGCGGUGACGGGGCAGGGGACGGCGGACAGACGGCCGCUGGCGCUGAGUCUGACUGAGGAGACGGCCGACGGUUGGUGGCAGAGGCUGAACGUGUCGCGGCGCGGCCACCACCACAACCGGCAGCCGCUGCUGGUGCUCUACAGCCGCGACAACCGCACGGCGCACCACCAGACUCUGAACGAGGAGCUGGUGCGUCACGCCCGCUCUGCAUCCACCGGCCGGCGGCGGAGAGACGCCGACCUCACCGAGAUCCCCUCCGGCUGUCAGCGCCGCGAGCUCUACAUCGACUUCCAGGAGAUCGGCUGGUCUUCGUUCGUGGUGGCGCCCAGCGGCUACGACGCCUACCACUGCCUGGGGAGGUGCGAGUUUCCGCUGACGCAGGAGCAGCGGCCCACCAAUCACGCUACAGUGCAGAGUCUGGUGGAGCACAUGGGCCUGGGAGGCGCCGAGCAGAUGGUACAGAGGCCCUCCUGCGUGCCCAGCGCGCUCAGCAGUCUGCACGUGCUCUUCCUGCCUGAUGACAACAUGGUGGUGCUAAAGAAGUACAUGGACAUGGUGGCAGAGGAGUGCGGCUGUCAGUGACGGGUCGGGUGGGACGGGGUGGACUGGACGGGGGCCCGGCGCCGGCGGGGUCGCGGGCGAAGCGGAGGCUGGUGAGAUUCAGCUCCAGCCCAUCGCCGCCGCCGGUGCCAGGAGUGUUUCUAUCGAGCAAGCCUGAUGUUAUGGCUUCUCCAAUAGCGGGAGGCGUCCGCGGUCCCCGUAAGCCUCAUUCAUUCAGCACGGAUUGUAGCAAUUCCGUGACCCUGCUGGGAGUCUGGGACAGGGCUGCAAGAGCGCCGUUCUUGGGUCGUCUUUGUUGUCACCUGUAUGCGUUAGUGAUGUGAUAGUACGUCUGCCGCCUGGACCACAGUUGUGCCUUUUGAACAGCAGCACGUAACGCGCGGACUUGCUCGGCUGUAAACGCGUCAAACACGUGUUCGUUGAGAGCCUGAGUUGCAGCUAUGUACGAUGAGGGAAGGGAAGAGGGUAAGUUAUAUAUCGUAACUGUCAGUGUGUCUGUGCAUUGUCGGGGCUGCCUGAUGCUCCCAUCGUGCUAUCGAAGCGUCCAGAAAGCUAAUGCCGAAAUGUCAUCUAUAUCGAGUAAUACAUGCAAACAUUAUUUAA